AUAGACCCCGGACUGAAGGAAAUCACACAAGAAACCAACGGCACCCCAUGCUCUAGCGUAGUCCAAUAUCAUAUAAAGGAGGGCUUCAUUCUCUGUUCGAGUACCUUGCCAGCCAUAAUUGCUCUGUCACGAUGGCCAUCCUCAGAUACCUUGCGGCCCUUUCGGUCGCUGUCAACUCUAUUGAUGCAUCAUGCCCGUACAUGGCAAAUGACGCAAGAGACCUGCCCGCAAGCCACCCUCCCGUUCGAAGGGCUGAGGACUACACAAACACCGAUGAGUUUCUCAAGAAAUAUGAGAUCGACGAUACGGACACUUAUCUCACGAGCGAUGUCGGGGGGGCUUUUGAAGACCAAGAGAGUCUCAAGGCUGGAGAGCGAGGCCCCACACUGCUAGAAGACUUCAUCUUUCGUCAAAAGAUCACUCAUUUUGAUCAUGAACGCGUCCCUGAGCGAGCUGUCCAUGCCAGAGGCGCAGGAGCCCACGGUGUGUUCGAAUCUUACGGAGACUGGUCGAAUAUUACAGGCGCAUCGUUUUUGAGCUCGCCCGGAAAAUCAACGCCCGUUUUCCUUCGGUUUUCAACAGUUGCAGGCAGCCGUGGCUCUGCUGAUACUGUUCGAGAUGUUCAUGGAUUUGCCGUCCGAUUCUAUACAGACGAGGGCAACUACGAUAUCGUCGGUAAUAAUGUCCCUGUGUUCUUUAUCCAGGAUGCAAUCAAGUUCCCUGAUCUCAUCCAUGCUGUCAAACCAAGCCCGGAUAGUGAGAUUCCUCAAGCAGCUACUGCCCACGAUACAGCUUGGGACUUUUUCAGCCAACAGCCCAGUACCUUACACACCCUAUUCUGGGCUAUGAGCGGCCAUGGCACGGUCCGUUCGUAUCGGCAUAUGGAUGGGUGGGGUGUCCAUACCUUCCGCUUCGUUACAGACAGUGGCAAAAGCAAGCUCGUCAAAUUCCGCUUCCGAACGCUUCAAGGCAAAGCAUCUUUGGUGUGGGAAGAGGCGCAGAUCACUGCCGGCAAGAACGCCGACUAUCAUCGCCAGGAUUUAUUUGAUUCCAUCAACAAAGGACUCUACCCUGAAUGGGAGUUCGAGGCGCAGAUCAUGGAAGAGGAAGACCAACUUCGCUUUGGCUUCGAUGUAUUAGAUCCCACAAAGAUUGUGCCGGAAGAACUCAUUCCCUUCACGCCGCUUGGUAAAUUGACUCUCAACCGAAAUCCAAGGAACUACUUUGCCGAGACUGAACAGGUCAUGUUUCAACCUGGUCACAUUGUUCGUGGUAUCGACUUCAGUGAAGACCCUCUUCUUCAAGGACGUCUAUUCUCGUACCUCGAUACUCAGUUGAACCGUCACAAUGGUCCAAACUUUGAGCAGCUACCCAUCAAUCAACCUCGCGUACCAUGGCAUAACAACAACCGUGACGGUGCGGGACAAAUGUUCAUUCCACUGAACACUGCUGCGUAUAGCCCCAACACACUCAACAAGGGUGCCCCAUACCAGGCCAACCAAACCGCAGGCAAAGGAUUCUUCACAGCACCGAACAGAGGCGUAAACAACAAACUGGUGAGAGCCAAGUCCUCCACUUUUGCGGACGUCUGGUCCCAACCUCGGCUUUUCUUCAAUUCACUUCUCCCUGUUGAGCAACAGUUCGUCAUCAACGCUAUUCGUUUUGAGACAGCCCAACUGAAGAGCUCAAUUGUGAAGAACAACGUUCUUAUCCAGCUCAACCGAGUUAGCCAUGAUGUCGCCACACGUGUGGCCACCGCUAUAGGUCUCGAGGCCCCUGCAGAGGAUCCAACCUAUUACCACGACAACACCACCACCGGUGUCUCUGUCGCUAGCUCGGGUCUCUUAAAGCUGGAUGGUCUCAAAGUUGGUUACCUUGCGACCAACGAUGCCGCAGAAGAUGAAAGCGUUGCAUCCCUCAAAUCAUCUCUCGAAUCCCUAAAAGUCGACCUUGUUGUCGUCUCGGAAAGCCUCGUCAAAGGUGUUGACCAGGCCUACUCUACCACUGAUGCAUCUCAGUUCGAUGCAAUUGUUGUAGGAAAAGGCACUGAGUCGCUCUUCAGCCCAACUUCGGGUCUCGGCAGUGCGAACUCGACAGGCAAAGCCCGUACAAGCCCUCUUAGCACCCUCUACCCUGCUGGACGUCCUCUCCAAAUCCUCCAGGACAGUUUCAGAUGGGGCAAACCCAUUGCCACGAUCGGUAACACCACGCAAACUUUCACUGCAGCUGGCAUUGAGACUGAUACUCCUGGCGUGUAUGUUGUUAGCGACGCAUCCGGCCUGGCAACAAGUCUUGAAGAGGGUUUGAAGACGUUCAAGUUCUUGAAUCGUUUCCCGCUUGACGAAUAAAAUCUUGAGAUUUCGGAUUCUAGUGUAGAAGCAUAAUUUUAUCAAGGCAAACUCCAUACCGUUAGACCAAUAUAUCUAUGAUUCACUGCAUAUUGUAACUGUGUUGAUAGUGUUGUGGUCCACACCAAACAGA
Aaosphaeria arxii CBS 175.79 is the source of this 2481-nucleotide messenger RNA. Its product is annotated as catalase-domain-containing protein. Lineage: Eukaryota; Fungi; Ascomycota; Dothideomycetes; Pleosporales. The coding region runs from base 132 to 2348 and encodes 738 amino acids. The transcript is spliced from 6 exons. Gene Ontology annotation, biological process: hydrogen peroxide catabolic process; response to oxidative stress. Gene Ontology annotation, cellular component: cytosol. Gene Ontology annotation, molecular function: heme binding; catalase activity. The record is from RefSeq and is a predicted model, not a curated record.